Caenorhabditis elegans is the source of this 1282-nucleotide messenger RNA. RefSeq names its product CYRIA/CYRIB Rac1 binding domain-containing protein (gene R07G3.8). The transcript is spliced from 6 exons. Gene Ontology annotation, cellular component: membrane. Lineage: Eukaryota; Metazoa; Nematoda; Chromadorea; Rhabditida; Rhabditidae. Gene Ontology annotation, molecular function: small GTPase binding. Gene Ontology annotation, biological process: regulation of actin filament polymerization. The record is from RefSeq and is marked reviewed. Bases 2 to 1006 code for a protein of 334 amino acids.
AAUGCCGUCGAAUAUUCGAGAAUCUGAUGCAUCUUGUCUUGAGAUGAUACGAUCAAUUAUACGAUCAACAGCAGAUGAUAAUUCAAAAUGGGUCGAGAUUUUUGUGGAUUUUGAAAAUGCACAACCAACAGAUGAAGAAAGGGAAAUAUAUAAUAUGGCUGAAGAAGUAUUAAAUGAUUGUGAUUUAGUACUUGCUGAUGUAUCAAGUUAUGGAAAUGGUUGCUAUGCAGAAAGAAAUCAAUUAAAAAAUGACAGUGAUACUCAAGCUUUAAAAGUUUUAAUGACAAAGCUUGAACCAUUUGUUGCCAGAACAUGUUCCUACUAUGAACAUGUUGCAAAAAUUGAAAAAAUCGUACCAAUAAUUCUAUGGGAAUUAUCAUCUGGCCCAUUACCUCUCGAAGAACAACUUGCAAAUAAACAAUCAAUUGCCAAACAGUUUGCACGAUUAAUUGGAUUUGUAUUGGACUUUGAUGUCGUAAAAAUGAGAACCGCCCAGAUAACAAAUGAUUACAGUUAUUACCGACGAGCAAAACAUAUUGUUUAUCAGGAUUUUGAAGACCAAGGAGUUCCCGAAUUACCACAAGUUCAAAUGUUUCUUUGUGAAGGAAAUCCAAUGUUAAAAGCACUUUGUAAUGGUGUAGAUUCGUACAUGCAGACACAUCAAAGCUUGCCAAUUAACAAUACAACUGAUGUUUUUGUAACAAUUAUCAACGUUUGCCGAUUCAUGUUAGCAAAUGACGAAUGUCUGGCACGACUGACAGAUUCAUCGAAACAUCUUUGCUGUCGAGUGAUGACUGGCCUUGUAAUAUUAUUCGAUCACGUAGAUCAAAAUGGUGCAUUCGUGUCAAACUCAUCAAUUGAUAUGAGAGAUGUUGUCAGGUUGAUCAAACUAAAUACCACUCCUGAACAGUCUGAUUGUCUACUUGCUGGUCUUCGUUUCACAACAAAACAUUAUAAUGAUUCAAGUACUCCAAAAUCUCUUCGUCAUUUGAUUGAAGUGAAAUAAUUUCAUUUUUUGUCAAUUUGUUCAUUAAUUCUAGUCAUCCUUGCCUCUAUUUUAUGUUCUCUUAUCGUUUCUAGUUGAAGCCCAUUUCCUCAUACACGGUGAUUAUGUUCCUCUCCUCGUCAAACAGUACUUUUUGUCAGUGAUAAUAAUUAUUUUUCGUUCCAAUUCACCCACUCAUUAAUUAUUUUUCUCAAUGCCUUAUGGUUCCGGUUCUUCUUUUUCUACAACACCCACUUGUAUACUUUUCAAGAUCUUUUAUAAACAUCUUAAUUUUUU